GUGAAUGAUUCCCAGCUCAUCAUGAUCUCGGAGAAAGCGCAGUACGACCAUUCCAUGACAGGAUAUUUGCAUAAGCGGACCGCCGACUCAGCUAAGUGGCAAUUACGAUGGUUCGUUUUGUAUCAGAAUUUGCUGUUCUAUUACGAGAACGAGCACUGUUCGAGGCCCAACGGCGUCAUUAUGUUGGAGGGAUGCUACUGCGAUCGUCUCAUCACCGCCAAAGGCAAAGAGCCUGACAAACAGGUAGGUGCUUUCAGUUUUCGUGUUGCGUCGGGUCCCUGUGCGCGGUAGCUUGUUCGACGAACGCUGGGAGAAUAGCUCUCAGGGAUGGAAGAAGCGAGGCUUCGAUUCUUCAAAGAGCGAUUUACAACGUGCUGGGAAAUUUAAUUGGGUUAGCCCCGUACGGACACCGGGAAACUAUUAUGGAAUAUUGGAUUCGUUUCGAUACGCUACAGGGGCACUUUCAGGCGUAGUAAAAGUGGAGAAAUAACGAUACGUGGCGUCGAAAAAACGUUAACCUCAUGACUUUCACAAUCGUCUCAUUAUUCAAGUUAAAGUUGAAAGUAAAGGACGUUUUAAAAGAC
Molecule: messenger RNA, 584 nt
Organism: Hylaeus volcanicus
Lineage: Eukaryota; Metazoa; Arthropoda; Insecta; Hymenoptera; Colletidae
Product: ras-specific guanine nucleotide-releasing factor 1-like
Exons: 2
Coding region: 22-291 (89 amino acids)
Source: RefSeq, a predicted model, not a curated record